Messenger RNA from Mesorhabditis spiculigera, 312 nucleotides. Lineage: Eukaryota; Metazoa; Nematoda; Chromadorea; Rhabditida; Rhabditidae. The record is from the annotation of a GenBank genome assembly.
AUGAUUGCCGGAAGCCAAGGAAAACGUGCACAUGGUCUCUAUCCUACUGCUAAUAAAGAAGCCGACUGGCACCACGGGUCGCCGAUCCCGCAGAUGGUUGCAUCUGUGACCAUUCUGAAGAGCUAUAUGGGCUUCAAAAAGGAAAAAAAAACCCAAAUGAUGGAGCACUUGGUCCACUUCCGGUGCAGCGGAAAUCUAGUCAAGGGUAGAUUUGUUCGCCGCACGAGUUUUCUCCAAAACGCAUCUUUUACGCCAAUAACCCCACCACUCCAACGUUUGGUGGCUCGUGUUUGUUUUGUCACUAAAGAGCGA